Molecule: messenger RNA, 951 nt
Organism: Batrachochytrium dendrobatidis JAM81
Lineage: Eukaryota; Fungi; Chytridiomycota; Chytridiomycetes; Rhizophydiales
Exons: 6
Coding region: 1-951 (316 amino acids)
Biological process (GO): intracellular protein transport
Cellular component (GO): vacuolar membrane; SNARE complex
Molecular function (GO): soluble NSF attachment protein activity; syntaxin binding
Source: RefSeq, a predicted model, not a curated record
AUGGGAGAGGCUGAUGAUUUGAUGAAGGAUGGAGCAAAGGCUCUAACAAAGACUUCCUUCUUUGGAAAGGCUAAACCUGACUAUGACGAUGCCCUAAACAGCUUUGAACAGGCUGCCAACCUCUACAGAAACGACCGACAGUACGCAAGGGCUGCAGAGGCUCUUCAACAGGCUGCAGAAUGCCAUCGCAAUCUAAACUCAAUGUUUCUUGCUGCCAAGGCUUUGGAAACUGCUGCCAAUGUCCUUUCUCAGAACAUGAAUGAUCCUCAACGAGCUGGCACAGUGUACCAGCAAGCUAGUCAAUAUUUUCUUGUGCAAGGGUCUCCAGAUCGAGCAGGCGAGAUGCUUGAAAAGGCUGCCAAGGCGUUUGAAACGGUGGAUGCAAGCAAGGCAAUCGAGUACUAUACCGAGUCGUGUACAUUGUAUGAAGAGGAAGAUCGACUUAGAUUCGGUGUGGAUACGUUCAAACGUGCCAUUGGAUUUUGUCUACGAUCCUCCAAGCUUGAUCAGGCUAUUGCACUUUCCAUCCGACUGGAAAGCGCAUAUCUUAAGAUAGACAACCAGCCGCUAUAUAACCGUCAAGCACUCACCAAUGUGAUUCUAUUUCUUUCAAAGGGUGAUCAAUCUGCUGCACAGCGGCAAUAUGAAAUGUCUUUGCAAAAGAAUAAUAGGUUUGAGCAAACUGAGGAAGGCCAGGUUACACAGGAUCUACUGACAGCAUGUCAAACGGGAGAUACUGGGAUUUUUGAAGGCAUGCAGCGAUCUCCUGCCAUUCGGUUCUUGGACAACGAUGUUGGAAAACUUUUCAAAAACGUCGUGACUGAUCUCAGUCAAGCUGCUCCUCAAGGUGGUCACUUUGCGUCCAAUGAAGGAAACAAUAACGAACACGCGUCUGGUGCUCAAGAUCUCCGUAAUCUACAAGAUGAAGUUGAGGAAGAAGGAUUCCUUUGA